AGUGUGAUUGUACAGUGAGUGGAGACCGGAGUUGGAAUCGGUAACAUUGUUGUAGAAUGUCAUCGAAUGACAAUGAUACAGUUUCUCUCACUAGUGAUCUUCUUCCCUCUCUUCAUAAAGAUGUGUUCACAUCAAAGCUUUCCUGGGAAGCUGAUAUAAUUGCAGGAAUUUACUUAAUAAUCACAGGAUUCGUAUCAAUAUUUGGAAAUGGAUAUGUGAUCUAUUUGCCAAUCAAACAGAAGGAAAAACUGAAACCUGCGGAACUGAUGACAGUUAACCUAGCAAUUUGUGAUUUUGGGAUGGCGGUUGGAGGUAAACCUUUCCUGAUCAGUUCUUGUUUUGCUCAUCGAUGGAUCUUUGGUUGGAUUGGCUGCCGCUGGCAUGGAUGGUCAGGGUUUUUCUUUGGAUGUGGUAGUUUAAUUACAAUAACAAUUGUGAGUCUGGACAGGUAUCUCAAAAUUUGCUAUUUACAAUAUGGUAUUUGGCUUCAAAGGUGGCAUGUCUUCAUAUGUUUGGGUUUUGUCUGGCUUUAUGCUGCAUUCUGGGCCACCAUUCCCCUCGUUGGCUGGGGAGACUAUGCUCCUGAACCUUUUGGUACAUCCUGCACUCUGAACUGGUGGCUUGCACAAGUCUCCGUAGAUGGGCAGGCCUUCAUUCUGAGCAUACUAUUUUUUUGCCUUGUGCUGCCAACAGCGAUAAUACUGUUUUCCUACGUAAAAAUCAUAGCCAAAGUAAAAUCGUCUGCCAGAGAGGUUGCACACUUUGAUUCAAGAACUCGAAGUAAACAUUUACUGGAAAUGAAACUUACAAAGGUGGCGAUGUUAAUAUGUGCAGGAUUUCUAAUCGCUUGGAUUCCAUAUGCCGUUGUUUCAGUGUGGUCAGCCUUUGGUACUCCUGAUUCAGUGCCAGUUAAAGUUUCUUUCAUACCAACUAUGUUUGCAAAGUCAGCAGCAAUGUACAAUCCUAUAAUUUAUCAGUUGCUUGACUGCCGAUGUGGGUUAGCAAAGCUUUCUGGCUGCUUCAAAUCCUCAUAUUCAAAACCAUCACGUCAGAAAUCUCGGAUGUCCUGUACCUGCUCAGAGACAUCCAGGGUGCUGGCACCAGGGAGGCAACACACCAUUCUAGAGUCUUGUUCAUGGCAACAGAAACCCCUGCCUGUGUCCCCUACUACUAUCGCUCACCUGGACUUGAAGAUAAGGAAAAACUCAUCUGGUUCAUGGAUGCCCUUGAGGGAAGGAAACCGUCGUCUUUACCUGGUCUGGCCUACAUAUGACUCUGGACCCACAGAAAUGUGGUUGACCCUGAAUUGCUUCUGGCCAAUUAGGGAUGGGCAAUAAAAUGCUGGCCUAGCCAAUGAUGUCCACAUCCCAUGAAUGAAUGAAAUAAAACCUCUGUCAAGAAUUCCACAAGUCAAUAAUUUAUGUCGUUAUGGAUGGACCAAAUGCUGCAAUGUUUAUGUCGCACUGCUGGCUUCCCAAGAAUACAUGGAUUCACUGAAUGCA
Hemiscyllium ocellatum (epaulette shark) is the source of this 1502-nucleotide messenger RNA. RefSeq names its product opsin 5 (gene opn5). Lineage: Eukaryota; Metazoa; Chordata; Chondrichthyes; Orectolobiformes; Hemiscylliidae. Gene Ontology annotation, biological process: G protein-coupled receptor signaling pathway. Bases 57 to 1337 code for a protein of 426 amino acids. Gene Ontology annotation, cellular component: membrane. The transcript is spliced from 8 exons. Gene Ontology annotation, molecular function: G protein-coupled receptor activity. The record is from RefSeq and is a predicted model, not a curated record.